UCUGCAUCCUGUGUCUACAUUCUUCCUUAAUGUUUUGAUGGCUGCUUGUUCUUGACGAUAUUUUUCACAGUUAAAUUGUGCAGUUCCACUGUAAUCCCGCAUUUGAGAAUCGGUGAGCGUAGUAAAUAUAAGUAUCCAUCGUCUUAGCCCAGGCAUCUUGCACGAAUUGAAAUAUUACAAUUUUGGUGAUGGAUCAGUCUUCAAUGGUCAGUUUAGGUAUGAACAUGAACCCUUUCUAUCAGCAGUCUCAAAAUCUACCAGGGCUGAAGAUGGAUAGCGUUGAAACUGAAAAUAGUGACGGAAGUGAUGCAGCAAUUCGAAAACCUUGGAUGAAACGACCUGGUGCACCAAUCACAAAAGUUGCUCCAGAUGUUAAACGUCGCCGAAAGAACUAUCAAGCUAAAAAACUACUUGCUCCAAAGAACCCGUUGAUGGUUCUCAAUGAGUUGAAGCCUGGCCUUCCCUUUACUAUCCUUGACAAGUCUAAUGGGAGCAGCCAGCCAAAUUUCAUAGCUAGCGUUGAGAUAGAUGGGAGGACUUUCUCAGGCCAAGGCAUCAGCAAGAAACAAGCACAACAGGAUGCAGCAGAAAAUGCUUUGAAAGGACUCUUUUUUGAUAAAUUGGUUGACCAGCUUAUGAAGAAAGAUGAUGGAGAUGUUGAAAUGAAAGAUGUGAAUCAAACAUCUGUUAAAACUGAUGUACCGGCUGAUCCCAAACCGCAGACUAUCCCUGAGGAUGAUACCCCUUGGAGUUCACUCGCGUCUUUUGCCAUGUUUAAAUUGGUGAACCUUUGGCAAAACGCAGAUAUGAAAAGCUCUGGUCAUUCAAUCAGUUCAGAAUCCAUCCCAGCUCUAUCGGCCUUCAAUCAGUUUCCCAUACAACCACAACCACAAAUAAAUGUAGGGGCGCUCGGCAAAUUACCUCCUAACCCAAGUGAAAUUGAUCCAGUUAUGCUGCUUAAUCAAAUCAGUCCUUUUUCUAAAUUUACUGAACUUGAAAGGGAUGUUAGAGAUGGUUCCACGGUAUUCACUCUGACUGUUGAGUUCAAUGGUCAAUCAUUCUCUGGAUCAGCCUCUAAGAAGAAGUUAGCUAAGAAGAUUUGUGCUAAAAAUGCAUUGAAAAGUUAUGGGGUGGUAUAUGCUGAUUAGAGCAAACCUCCUCAACCAACUUUUGAGAUUAAAUUUUAUUUUAUGUUAUUUUUUUUUUUAUAUAUUUGAUAUUUUAAGUGUACCACUUUGGUAUGAGUCACUCCUGCAAAUUUUGUUUUCUCAAUCUAUUUACACUGAAUGUGGGCUUGUGAAGGGAGUGGCACUGGAGUGAUUGUGCAAAGUGUGCUGUACUGUUGUCAUGGGUGCAUUCUCAAUUAUUUGAACAUGUUUAGUGUGCUUUCCUGAUUGACAUGAGUGCAUUAUUUGAACAUAAAGAUUAUGUUUAGUGUGUGCUUUUUAUUGACAACAUCAUGAGCAGAUUCAACAUUGUUUGACCACGUUUUGUUUCUAUUAGCUAAUAAAGUAAAAUAAAAAAAAACA
Molecule: messenger RNA, 1529 nt
Organism: Frankliniella occidentalis (western flower thrips)
Lineage: Eukaryota; Metazoa; Arthropoda; Insecta; Thysanoptera; Thripidae
Product: double-stranded RNA-specific editase B2
Exons: 8
Coding region: 189-1148 (319 amino acids)
Biological process (GO): adenosine to inosine editing; RNA processing
Cellular component (GO): nucleolus; cytoplasm
Molecular function (GO): tRNA-specific adenosine deaminase activity; double-stranded RNA binding; double-stranded RNA adenosine deaminase activity
Source: RefSeq, a predicted model, not a curated record